UGUAGUCAUGUACAAUACUCCAUCACACUACGCACCCCUCUGAUGCCGUCAAAAUAACAUCGUACCAUUCGGAUUUUCAAAUCCUACAUGAUGACUAGAAAUGAGAGAAAUUUUGGUCUGAAUUCGAUACUCCAAAUCCAAACCAAUAGUCUUUGGAGAGUGGACAAAUAAUAAACUCAAUUCGCUGUUAAACUCUCACCGCGUCUUCUCUGUUUCCCUUCGAUUCAAUCUAAAACCUCACCCAAACCCACUAUUAUGACCGGUGGUGGAGGUGACGCCCCAUCGAUGCAGCCGGUGGCGAAUGGCGGAGAAUUUCUGCUCUCAUUGCUUCAAAGGCCUAAUCAACAGCUCCAAACGCCAUCACCAACACCACCAUCACAGCCUCAACGCCCCAUUCCCAUCUCAAUUACUCCGCCGCCACCUGCACAACAAUAUUUACAGCUGCAGCAGCAGCAGCAGCAGCAGCAGCAGCAACAACAACCUCAACCUCUCGCUCUCGAUCCUGCUGUUGCAGCAGUGGGCCCUAGUAUCCCUUUCGCGCCGCCUCUCUGGCAAUCAAACGGCCGUGAUAUUCUUACUCCUCCUUGGCCGCACAAUCUUUCUGCUCCUCCUCCUGUACUGCCUGGUUUCCUCGGGUUCCCCCAAAACCCUUGGCCUUCUCAGGGAAUCCAAUUGCAAGCAAAUCAACAAGGAGUCCUGGGUGAUGAUGUUCAGAGAUUAGGGUUUUUAACUGCCGACGUCAGAGUUAAUAAUACAAUUCAUAAUCUUGUACAUCACAAGCAGCAACUGGAGCAAAAGCUACAGUUUGGCUCGUUUCGCAGUGAUAUCCAACCCGCUGAGGGUUUAUUAGAUGUAAAUUCAAAGCUCAGUGCAGCAAAGGAGCUGGAAGUAGGAUUGGAGAUCAGAAACUUGAACGGAUUGGAAAGGAAUCCAAAAUUCGAUCCACAAUUUAGCUCGAAUCCAAAAAAAAUUGAUUUGCGUGAACAGGACCAGAGAGCAGGCGGCGUUUGGGGAAAGCAGCUCCAUGGAGGGGGUUACAGGUCGCAGGAAACUCGAAAGCCACCUCCAGGGUUUUCAAGUAAACCAAGGGGUGGAGGAGGAGGGGGAGGGAAUUGGAAUUAUGGGCAUAGGAGAGAGAGAGACCACACUUUGAACAAGGGGAAUCACGGUGAAUUGAGUAAUACGAAUGCGUUUAUGAGUAGUGAAGGUAAGAGUCUAAAGGAUGGUAAUAGUUCACGAGAUUUGGGACUCACUGGACAGCUUGAUCACCCAGGGCCACCUGCAGGGAGCAAUCUCCAUUCUGUUUCAGCAUCCGACGUUGAAGAGCCUUUGUUAAACAUGGAGGCUGGAAUGAUUGAAGAUGGGAAGGAUGAAGGUCACGAAUUGGAUGAUGUUGGUGAAGAACUCGUCGAUUCUUUAUUACUUGAGGGUGAAUCUGAUGGUAAGAAUGACAGGAAGCAAAAUCGGCAUUCUCGUGAGAAGGAGUCUAGGUUAGAUAACAGGGGACAACGGAUGCUUAGCCAAAGGAUGAGAAUUCUUAAAAGGCAGAUGGAAUGUCGCAGAGACAUUGAUAGACUAAAUGCUUCUUUUAUUGAAAUUUAUGAGUCAUUAGUAUUGCCACAGGAAGAGAAGGCAAAACAGAAGCAAUUGUUAGCAGUAUUGGAGAAACUAGUGAACAGGGAAUGGCCUCAAGCUAAAUUGUAUCUUUAUGGUUCAUGUGCCAAUUCAUUUGGGGUUUUGAAGAGUGAUAUUGAUGUUUGCCUUGCCAUUGAGGAUGCAAAUAUUAACAAGUCAGAAGUGUUGUUAAAGUUGGCAGAUAUAUUGCAGUCUGAUAACCUACAGAAUGUGCAGGCAUUACCACGGGCUAGGGUUCCCAUAGUAAAACUUAUGGAUCCAGUGACUGGAAUCUCCUGUGACAUAUGCAUUAACAAUGUUUUGGCUGUUGUAAAUACCAAGCUUCUAUGGGAUUAUGCACAAAUUGAUGUGAGGUUAAGGCAGUUGGCUUUUAUAGUGAAACAUUGGGCGAAAUCAAGAGGAGUUAAUGAAACUUAUCAGGGAACUCUAUCUAGCUAUGCGUAUGUUUUAAUGUGCAUUCAUUUUUUACAGCAGCGGAGACCUGCUAUUCUUCCAUGCUUACAGGAAAUGGAGCCAACAUACUCGGUCACUGUAGAUGACAUCAAAUGUGCUUAUUUUGAUCGAGUGGAAAAACUUCAAGGUUUUGGAUCUCGUAACAGGGAACCAAUUGCUCAACUGGUCUGGGCUUUUUUCAAUUAUUGGGCGUAUCGUCAUGAUUAUGUGAAUGCUGUUGUAUCGGUUCGCACAGGAAGCAUAAUCAGUAAACAGGAAAAGGACUGGACAAGAAGAGUUGGGAAUGAUCGUCAUUUGAUAUGCAUAGAGGAUCCCUUUGAGACAUCUCAUGAUCUGGGUAGAGUGGUGGACAAGCAUACCAUAAAAGUUUUAAGGGAGGAGUUUGAACGUGCUGCAGAUAUCUUGCAGUAUGAUCCAAAUCCUUGUGUAACGCUUUUUGAACCAUAUGUUCCCUAGUUGAUUCUGCUUGAAUAAGCGUAUUAGAUGUAAUUAUGGCUUUAAAUCAUACUCAGCUUGUAAAAGUCCUUGUGUUAUCUCCUUUCAUUUUUGUUUAUAUGCUUUUGGGCUUUAGUAUUAAAAGGAAUUUCUGGUCU
Molecule: messenger RNA, 2681 nt
Organism: Manihot esculenta (cassava)
Lineage: Eukaryota; Viridiplantae; Streptophyta; Magnoliopsida; Malpighiales; Euphorbiaceae
Product: UTP:RNA uridylyltransferase 1
Exons: 6
Coding region: 256-2544 (762 amino acids)
Molecular function (GO): RNA uridylyltransferase activity
Source: RefSeq, a predicted model, not a curated record